UCCAAAUAGCUCUUGAUCUCUCCAAAUCCUUUCACAUAAACGAAAUCCGAUAUGAGACCCGAAAAAUUGAUACCCUUACAAUCCUAUCAAACUGUAAGCUGAAUGAAUGCGAGGUGGGGUCAACCGAACGGCUUAUACAUAGAACAUUAACUCCUGCAACUUUGACAGGCUCACGAGUUAGAUGAUUGGAUAACCGAUUCCCGAAACAUGAAACUUAUCCUUCACGAAAGAUUUAUAAGAUUUAUAAGCUAAUAUUCUUUUAAUCAUUUAUAUUUUAGAUCGAUUUAUAAUGUAAAAUAAAUGUAGAAUAAUUAAUUAUUAAUCUUAACACCCUCAAUGACUCCAUCCUCUUCUGGACAACAUUUAAAAAGAAAUUUAAAUAUACAGCCACCAGAUAAAAUAAAAUUAAGUAAAAAGCCCCCAACAAGAAUAAAAAGUAAAGAAAGGCAACAAACAGCAAUUCAAGUUGAUGUUGGAAAUGUUCAUAGAGAUAAUAAACGUUUGGGUGAAAAUAGACGGCCAAAAAUUAUAAGAAUAGAAAAGCCUCGACAAGAGAUUUGUGCCCCUCUUAAAUGGUUUUGCUUUUUCAUCAAUUUUUGUAUUUUUGUGAGUUAAAUUUUAGAUUAUUU
Meloidogyne enterolobii is the source of this 629-nucleotide messenger RNA. The record is from the annotation of a GenBank genome assembly. Lineage: Eukaryota; Metazoa; Nematoda; Chromadorea; Rhabditida; Meloidogynidae.